This is a messenger RNA of Aspergillus pseudonomiae, 1623 nucleotides long. Its product is annotated as cytochrome P450. The record is from RefSeq and is a predicted model, not a curated record. The coding region runs from base 1 to 1623 and encodes 540 amino acids. Gene Ontology annotation, molecular function: heme binding; monooxygenase activity; iron ion binding. The transcript is spliced from 7 exons. Lineage: Eukaryota; Fungi; Ascomycota; Eurotiomycetes; Eurotiales; Aspergillaceae.
AUGUUUUUGCGCUCGCUAAGCGUCCUGCCCGUUCUGGCGGGAUUGAGUGGUGUCAGUGUUCACCAUCUACUAUAUCGCCAUGGCGAAUGGGAUCUGAAGGGUGUUGAUAUGGUUAUCUUCUAUAUUAUUCUGACACUUGGCCUGAUCGCGCUACAAUGUUCAUCAAUCCUCCCUCCAACCGAAGUUCUACAACGGCCCAACUGGGCUUUGGAUAUCGUCAAGUAUCAUAUCCUGGGUGUUUAUACAAGCAUGUUGCUUUAUCGCGCAGCCUUCCAUCGACUCAAUCGGUUCCCUGGCCCGUUUCUUGCCCGACUUUCCAACCUCUAUGUGACCUCGCUGGUCGCCAAGAAAUUGCGUCUCUUUGAAGAAACCGAGAAGCUGCAUGAGAAGUACGGUGAUUAUGUGCGGAUAGGUCCAACCGAGUUGUCAAUCAGGGAUCCCGCGGCUGUAAAGCCGAUCUAUGGCUCGUCUGCCAAGGUUUCCAAGGGUGUAUGGUACACCUGUAGUGAGCCUCGGGUAUCCCUCGAGACAGUCCGAGAUAAGAAAGUACAUGCAAUGCAGAGAAAGGUGUGGGACCAUGGAUUCAGCUCACAAGCGUUGGAAAAUUACGAGCCGCGUCUCUCGUACUAUGCGACCCAACUUGUUGAUGCGAUAGACAGCCACCUAGGCCAGUCUAUGAAUAUGACGCAAUGGUUCACCUAUCUUUCAUUUGAUGUGAUGGGUGAUCUAGCAUUCGGUAAGGGGUUUAACAUGCUGGCAGAAGCCAAAGACCAAUACUUCCUCACUCAGCUGCAUGGCAAUAUGAAAGCGAUCGGCCUUACUAGCCAUCUGUCAUGGAUCUUUCCAUUCUUUAAGAGAAUCCCAGGGUUGAAUGCUGGACAUUUGAAAAACCUACAAUGGCUCGGGGAGCAGGUGGAUAGGAGAAUCAAGAAUCCGCCUGACAGUCCGGAUAUCUUUUCAUGGGUUCUUCAGGGAUACGAAAAAGGCCCUAAGACCAAGCAAGAUUAUGCCAAUCUUACUUGCGAUGCCGAGCUCAUCUGCGUUGCUGGAAGCGACACGACAUCUGCCACAAUGAUCAAUAUGUUCUUCCACUUUGCAAAAGACCAAGCUCUCUAUAAGACUCUUCAGGCAGAGCUGGAUGCACUGAAAGAUUUGACACAGGAGAGCCUUAAAAAAGUCAAGCUGCUCGAGGCAGUGAUCAAUGAGACUCUUCGCUUGCAUCCAGCUGUACCUUCUGGUCUUCAGCGAUUAACUCCACUGGAAGGUCUACAAAUAAAUGACACCUAUAUCCCGGGAGACGUCACAGUUUGUAUACCCAUGCAUGCGUUAUUUAGAGAUGAACGUGCAUUUGCACAACCGACCGAGUUCAUUCCUGAAAGAUGGACUACCAGACCUGAGCUCGUCAAAGACCCAUCGGCAUUUUUCCCUUUUGGAGGAGGGUCUUAUGUCUGUGCAGGAAAACAGCUUGCCAUGAUGGAAAUUCGCCGAGUGAUUGCAGAGAUAUUAACGCGGUAUAAUGUUACCUUUGCACCUGAUCAUAGUGAUGAUGCCUUCCUAGAUGACACAGUUGAUGCCUUUACGGUCGUCCCUGGUCCUGUGAAAUUGAUCUUCAAGAAAAGGUAG